AUGCUCCUUCAACAAAUGUUAAUGGACAUGGGGGUGAUUCCUCCUUCAAGUGGUGGCAGAGUUUGUCCAUGUUGUGGAGAGGAAGUGCAUGAUGAUGAAGAUGAGGAAGAUGAGGAUGAGGAUGAAGAAGAAGACAAUGAGGAGGAUGUUGAAAUUUAUACUGGUGACAAGUCACCAUUUGGCAGAGUUUUUGGUCUUGUAUCCAAAGAAUUGAAGGAGAAAAAGCUCAAAGCAAAAAAGCAAGCUAAAGAUGCCAAACAAAUCAAAAACCGUGGAGUGGUAAUUGAGGACAUUACUGAAUCAGAAGAAAAAAAGGCCAAAGAGUUUUUACAAACUGAUGUAGUUGAGGGCUUCUUUGAAACGAUGCAAGAAGAAGCUAUGGAGUCAGUUUUGAAAACAGUAUGUGUAAUCUUAUCAUGUGAUCCUUGUUCGAAUGAAGAUUCAAUUUACUAUCGUACCUUACUCAAUGCAUUGAGACCACUCCUUACCGAUGUGAGGAAGAUGAUGUUGCUUCAGGAACUGAGAAGAACCGCUAAUAAUCCAAAAUUUAAUAUUAGACCCUCCACUCCUGGAUAUUUGAAGUAUCUCAGUGCUUAUGAAAUUCAUCCAAGUAAUGAAUUUCUACAACAAUUUGUUGAGAAAAAGUUUAUUCCUAAGAGUCAACAACCAACUUCUGAAUGGGUCACAAAACGUGCAGAUGUGCUUAAUAGUGCCAAGGCAACAAUAAUAUCAAAAAAGCAAAAAAAGGAACAUUUGGAAAAAUCUGGAAAGCCACUUGAUAGUUUAUAUUUCGAUACAAAUAAUUUCUCUGAAGAUCGUGAAUUUGAUGUUGAUCCAACAGACCCUGAAACUAGGGGCAUCACUGACGAAACAGAAUUAGAAAGAAUGAGAGAGUACAAGACAGAUGGUGCUAGAAUUAAGAGAAUAACCAUUGGAAAUUGGUCUCCUGAUCCUUCGUAUGAUGGUCAAUUCCGUAUCAAGGUUAAUCCAUAUAGACAUGCCCUCAUAUACACAUUCUAUACUUAUUCACCACUUUACCAAAACAACUUCCAAUCUGAACAAGAAAGAUUAACAUAUUUCCCUGUAUUGAAAUCUGCCUUGACUGAGGCUGGAUUGAAAGGUUUAAUGUUUAGAGAGUUUGAAAGACUUAAAAAUAGUAUUGUUUUAGCGAUGGAAAUUAAUUUCAAACAAAUUACUGGUAUACAUUUCCAAAAAGUUGAUGGUAUUGAUUCCAAGAUUAUGCCAAAUCCACUAUCUUUACUUGUUUUGGAUCUAGCUGUACCAACAAACAUAUUUUAUACACGAAGAGUAUCAUGCAAUGAUCCCUCCAGAAAUAGAUGGACUCAACGUAAUGAUUUUACCACUAACAAGCAAGCAUCUAUUCAUCUUCGUCACUAUAUUAUGGGGGAUGAAAGAGAGCUCAGCAGACUUCUAGCUAUCAUGAUAAUAUCUGAUAGCUCCAAGAAUAUACUGAAUAUCUAUACAAAUGGUAUGAAAUCAAUUUCGAUGACUUCUCUUCCUACCCGUAAUCCUCUAAACUCAACACUCAAAGAUACCAAGUUGGCAUCACUCUUUGUAAAAAUGAAUCUUGCCAAACCAAAAGGUAGUUCAGCUGUUCUUCAUGAAGGUCUUUUUGAGAAUUUUUGUUUUAAGAGAUGUUGUGCUACUCUCAAUAUUCAUACAAUGGAAAAAUUAUUAACAAUGCCAGUUGGUCAACUUUUAGAUGAUGUGGGUUUAUCAAUUUCAGGAAUUUCAAAACAAGAACUUGCUGAACUUCAAGUUUACCAAACGUUAUUUAAUGAAAAAUUCAAAUCUGCAGGAAUCUACUUUUCAUUCUGUCGAGCUAGAUUCUAUAAGACAAGUGAAUAUGGUCAUUCCAUUUCAAAAGGAGAUUGUUGUUUGCUAACCGCUCAGGGAUCUCGUCUAGCCACCUUUAACCCUAAACACCCUGUUAAGCCUUCUGCUUAUGCACAAACAAAUUCCUUCUAUACACAAGACGACAAACAAGAAGAGGAAUCAAGAUGUGAAACUUACAAUGAACUUGUUUCUCCUUGGUUCUUUGAAAAGAAAAAUUCAGUUAAAUUCUACCCUUAA
Molecule: messenger RNA, 2094 nt
Organism: Naegleria gruberi
Lineage: Eukaryota; Heterolobosea; Eutetramitea; Acrasida; Naegleriidae
Exons: 2
Coding region: 1-2094 (697 amino acids)
Source: RefSeq, a predicted model, not a curated record